GUUGCCGGGCCGCACGCCUUGCUCCCCCUCUCGUCCCCCGCCCCUCGGUGACAUUUCGCCGCUCAGCCAGUUCCCCGCUCCCCACGUUUCCUAACGCCGACGAAAGCCGCUCAAGUACCGGAGUGGCCAACCCCAAGCCGUUCCCGAUUCUCCCUCUUACAGCUCUCACCCCUCCAGUGCCGACGGUAGAGAAAGACUUACUCCAGGGGCUUCCUCCUCACUGGGGAAUUGCCGGAAAGAGCAAACAAAAAAGGCGCUGGUGUAGGCUCCAAAAUAAACACAUCUGAAUUCAUGAUGACAUCGACAGAGGCUCUUACUGGAUUAAAAGUUUGCAAACAAUCAAAAACGCUUUGGAAAAAGCAGGGUUGAAUGCCUGCCUGCACCCUCGGGCCCCACCAUGGAGAAAGGUGGUAACAUACAAUUGGAGAUCCCUGACUUCAGCAACUCCGUCCUGAGCCAUCUCAACCAGCUGCGCAUGCAGGGCCGGCUCUGUGAUAUCGUGGUCAACGUGCAGGGACAAGCUUUUCGGGCUCACAAAGUGGUCCUGGCUGCCAGCUCCCCCUAUUUCCGGGAUCACAUGUCCUUGAACGAGAUGAGUACUGUCUCCAUUUCAGUCAUCAAGAACCCUACUGUGUUUGAGCAGCUCCUUUCUUUCUGCUACACCGGGAGGAUAUGCCUGCAGCUGGCGGAUAUCAUCAGCUACCUGACAGCGGCCAGUUUUCUGCAGAUGCAGCAUAUCAUCGACAAAUGCACACAGAUCCUGGAAGGCAUUCAUUUCAAAAUUAACGUGGCCGAGGUGGAAGCGGAAUUAAGUCAGACGAGGACAAAGCACCCAGAGAGACCACCCGAGUCUCCCAGGGUGACACCCAAUCUAAACCGCUCCCUUAGCCCACGACACAAUGCCCCAAAGGGAAGCCGGCGAGGUCAGGUGAGUGCCGUGCUGGAUAUCAGGGAGCUCAGUCCUCCCGAGGAGUCCACCAGCCCGCAGAUCAUUGAGCAGAGUUCUGACGUGGAGAGCCGGGAGCCCAUCCUUCGCAUCAAUCGAGCAGGACAGUGGUACGUGGAGACAGGAGUAGCCGACCGAGGGGCGCGCAGUGAUGAUGAAGUGAGGGUUCUUGGAGCCGUCCACAUCAAAACUGAAAAUCUGGAGGAGUGGCUGGGGCCUGAGCAUCAGCCUUCCGGAGAAGAUGGGAGCAGCGCGGAGGAGGUCACUGCCAUGGUGAUUGACACCACCGGCCAUGGUUCCGUGGCACAGGAAAGUUACGCUUUAGGAUCUUCAGGAGCCAAGGCGGCUCGGCCCACGAGCAGUGAAAUCGACAGAUUUAGCCCCUCCGGCAGUGUUGUCCCCUUGACGGAGAGACACAGAGCCAGAAGUGAGUCUCCUGGGAGAAUCGAUGAGCCUAAGCAGCCCAGCUCCCAGGUAGAAGAGUCAGCAAUGAUGGGAGUCAGCGGCUACGUGGAGUACCUCCGAGAGCAGGAGGUAUCCGAGCGGUGGUUCCGGUACAACCCCCGUCUCACCUGCAUCUACUGCGCCAAAUCCUUCAACCAGAAGGGGAGCCUGGACCGGCACAUGCGCCUGCACAUGGGGAUCACACCAUUUGUCUGUCGCAUGUGUGGCAAGAAGUACACCCGGAAAGACCAGCUGGAGUAUCACAUCCGCAAGCAUACAGGCAACAAGCCCUUUCACUGUCAUGUUUGUGGCAAAAGUUUUCCCUUCCAGGCCAUCUUGAAUCAGCACUUUCGCAAAAACCACCCUGGCUGUAUACCCCUGGAGGGGCCUCAUAGCAUCUCCCCCGAAACAACUGUCACAUCUCGAGGACAAGCUGAGGAAGAGUCCCCUUCACAAGAAGAGACAGUUGCUCCUGGGGAAACGGCCCAGGGCUCUGUGUCCACCACUGGCCCAGACUGAAACAUCGAGGGGGAGGGGCAGACCCACUUCCCCUUCGGGACGUGAGCAGCCAGCAUCGGCCAUGGGCUGGUGCUUCGAUUCACAAAAUGCCACAUCACUCAAUCGGAAGAUGUUGCCAAACUAGAGGACCAGCAACAUCCAUGAAAGCACUAGAGGCUUUUCCCCUCCUCCUUCCCACCUCACUCUUUGGAAAAUUAUCAAGCAAAUCACCUUUCUAAUUCAGGGAUCAACAGCCUUGGUUUGUUAACUUUAUAAGAAAAAAAAUUUUUUAACAAAACAAUGACAAAUGGUCAUUUAUCUACCAGUCACGUUUGAAGACUGUACUUUGGUCCAUAUCAUCCUCGUGGCUGUAGUUGCCCAGAUCUAAAACGCAGCAGGAGCCUUGAUCAUCUGAACCAGCCAAUCACAAGUGACAAGGAAGUAGUCAUGAUGGUGAUGAUGAGGAAUCUCUUCCUUCCUUGCCAGAACAUGCAGUUUCACAUUUCAAGGAAAAAAGAAAAGAAUCUUGGUGCUUCUUAUUGUUUUGAAAAGUUAGACCUUAUCUUUCCCCUGAUCGGGCAGCUCAUACUUUGCCGGAUUGUUUCGUGUAAGCAGCCAUCUUGGAGUGUUUAGUGGGCAGCAUCCCCGGAAGCACUUUAGGCAACUGGAAGAGAAAUGAGCAGCAGUGUUUGCAAUAGGUACUGCUACACUUCGGGGUUCGAGUGCUGUGUUGAGGUGAGGGGAGCAGGGAAGGAAGUCUUUGAUUUGCAAAUGUGGAACAGCACAGAGCCUACUGCAACUUACUGAUUGGAAUUUGUAAACCAUAGUGCUUGUGUAUCUUGGGGUGUUAGGAGAUGACUCUAGUCCAGAUGCAUUAAUGUGUUAGGCUGACUACCAAAGUUUCAUCCAGUCUCUUUGGCUCCUAGUUUCACGUAACAGCAAUAUUAUAAUACAUCAAAAAUGUCACUUUCCAGUGAAAUGAGCCUGGGUUGUAUCUUAAAUCCACAGGUCUCCAUAUUUGAUAAUUUUUAUAUGAAGUUUUAAAUACAUUUUUUUCUGCGGCAUUGUGGUUGAAGAAAUUCAGCGUUAUGGUUCCUACUGUAACCACAAUUCCAUUUCCUUCUACAUAUGUGAUAGUUCAUAUUUUCAGUCCAAUAGAAAAACCUCACUAAAUCCAUGUCUCAUGUCUGCAAACCUAGUAAGUCAUAAACCAACCACCAGCAAGUUGCUGGUGACUCCAAGAGCUUUGCUUUUUAAUAAUACAGUACAGGGCAUUUACCAGAAAACAUCGCGCACAGUCAUGUUGCAAUAAACUGAUCAAGGCGUCAGUUUUGAUCAGGUUUUGUUACUUAAUCAUUCCUAAGAUUUUUAAAACUUCAAGGGACCUUUUUGGUAAUUUUGGGUAUUUCAGAGAUUCUUCAUCCGGCACUGAGAGUCAGAAAGAACUUACCAAACAUAGUUUUAGAUGCCCUGUAUUGCAUGCAGAGAAUGAAGGAGGAUUACUAAUGGAUGCAGGCAAGUAGAUGCUUACAAGUGCAAAUAGAAAAGAGAAAAAUCGUUAGCUUCUCUUAAUGAUCAUUAAUAUUUUAAGAGUAUUUAAAUGUGUAGUGGUUUAAGAAAUUGUUUUGGUGCAGAGGCAUCGAUAAUUUUGAGAGAUUUUGGAGAGGGGCUGGUCAUGCCUGCACUGGUGAGUCAUUUGUGAGAAUAUUACUAGUGUGCUCCCUUCCUGAGGAUGCUUUGUGAUUUUGGAAAGGAGGGUAGAAAAGAUGGCAUUUCUUGGAUAAUAGGAAGAUGGAGUGCAAAGGGUAACUCUUAAGCAAUCUGGGAAUUGUACGUAUACGUACAGCUGCACCGUAUCACUAGAGAAUGGUUAUUUUCUGGAAAAACAGAAAUGCAUCUUUCAAUAGGAAUCUAAUGAUGCUACCAUUUUUUAAGAGCCUACCCUCAAACAUAGUGUUGUAGCUUUAUUUUAUCUUUAGAAGACAUAGACUGGGGCAUUCUCUUCCGUUGGACAACAAGUGAAAAAUCGCCUAGGGCCCUUUUAGGGACCAGCUAUGCUCUGUGGCCUAGAAAAAGUGGAGUUGAAAUUAGACUAAAAUCGUGAGGGAAACAUUUCAACUGGUAGUCAAGGCUUUCAGUGGACUCUGCCGUUACUAAAUAGGCGAGAAGUAUAGAACAUGCUGCUUUAGAUGGAGCUUUUCAGCCUACGAAAAAAAGAUUAAAUCCAUCCUACUUUUGAGAAAUAGUAUGCUGGAAAGUUCUUUAUUGCUUUGUUAGUUUCUUAGAUUUUAUGUGAGAAAGUAGAGCUUCUUAAAUGAUUACCAAAUUGUAAAGGUGAAGUGCAGUAAUUUCUGUAAAGACAAACUUUGCAGCAUUUGUCAGUACUCCAUCCAGGGUUAGCAGCAAACACUUUAAAUGAAGUAGGGACUGUCUUAACAAUGUGGAAAUGCUCCGAGGGUUUGGUGGGUUCCCGCUCCCUUCUCAUUCACUUCUAAUAGCUUUUGCUGCAUUGAUACUGUGAAUAGAGUGCUUCUCGGUCACCUGGGACCAUGUCAGCACUAUCGUGUUUGCUGGGUCUCUCCUCCUAACUGGUCUAGCCCAGAACCGUGAGAUUCAUGAAAAUUCAAGCCAGGCCAGCUUUUAAACAAAUUCAAGUUUCUGAAAGCAAUUUUCCCAUUUUAGUUAGAAGAGAUAUUAUUAUUCUAAAUAACUAUCCAAGACUCUUACUUAGAUUCACUGUGACAUGUACUAGUUCUUAGCUCACAUCACUGUAGGGUCCUAGGAGUUAGCAGUGUUCUAUCUACAUUAGUGACUGACUGUGUUGUUGUGUGCACAGAGGAUACCUCCCUUAUGGGUGUAUGUACUAAAUGGACUUUAGCUAAUGCCGAAACCUCCUUACCAAAUCUUAACUUGCACGUGUCACCUUGUGAAGGGAACUGCAUUAGCAAUGAGAGCUAAAUCAUCACUGAGUACUUUAAGGCCGUGAAAUAGCAAACACUGGGACUGUUUUCCUUCAUUGAGUGGAUCUUCAUAGCUAAGGAACUACCCAAUGUUCUCAGCAAAAAACGAGAUGGCAGUGUGGCAGUCUGCUUUCAUUCCAAGGGGCGCCUAUGAUUCUCUCAGAACUCGCGGACCAGGAUAACACACAUCACUGGCACCAACAGUAACAUAACACUACGUAGGCACAAAGCUCUUUCUGAUGACCUGUUCUCUCUUUACUCAGAACCAUAUUUACCUCUGAACUGAGCUGAGAUUUAUUGUAUGUAAGAUGCAAACUACCCCCAAGCCAUUUCAUUGGACCAGAGAGUUUAAUCUAAUCUUGAAUACAGAAAAUAAAUUAGUUAUUAUAGGAUAGAGAUUAAAGAAGGGAGAUAGCAGUUAAAGCAGUUUUCUUGUUUGUUUGUUUUUUUUUUUGGUAUUUUUUAAUGUUUCUUGUUCCCUCUACAUCAGUGAAACAGGGUUUUCCAAAGAUGGCAUGACAAUAGAAAUAAACCAUUUUCCUCCUAACUUCGUAGUUGAAAUUUGGACUUGGUUGGAAGUGGUCUGGUGGAAAAGUGAAAUAUGAACUUCAUCCUUACUAGCUGAAUAGUCUUUGAUCAAAAAUCACUUUUAAAAAGUUUUAGCUGUUACUUGAUAGUAAUUUUCUUUUAACUGUUAAAAACCAUUUUGUUUGACUGGAAGAUCUAACUUAAAGAAAUAGAAAUAGUGGGUAAUGAAAAGGAAAGUAAAUUGAAUGGUUUACUUCUUAAUUAUAGUGGAAAGGCUUUUAAUCAGGAAAGAGUUGGAAUCUUGGAAGUUUUUCUUUUUUCAGACACAACAGACGUGGUUUUUUCCCUCCUUCUCAAGCAUCUUUUUCCUUAUCUGUUAUUUGACUUGUUCAAGAGCUAACAGAUAAGUCUUUACUAACUUUAAAAACAGAGCUCUUAUGCUGUAUGGGAAAGAGUGCAAAAUAUUGAAGUAUUUUGGUUGCUGAGAUUUAGAAAAGGGACAAGAAGCAAUUAAGCCAGGUAAAUCCCUAAAUUUGAGAGGAUGCCCCUUAGCAAAGUAUAUAUCUGGGAUUUAUGGAUUAGGUCAGGGUACCACAAACUGCUUUCCCCCGGCCAAAUCCUGAGGCCACCUGUUUGUGUAAAGGAAGUGAUAGUGGCAUAGUGCCCCAGUUACUCAUUGAGGUAUUUAUUGCAUGUGGCUGCUUUCUACUCUCAUAGCAAAGUUGAGUAUUUGUGACUGAGACCACAUGGCCUGCAAAGCCUAAAAUACAGUAUUUACUAUCUGAUACUUGACAGGAGAAUUUGCCAGCUUCAGAAUUAGGCUUGGAGGAAUUACCCCCAAAAUUUGUCAAUCCUGCCAUUUUGCCUUUAUAUAUUCAUAAAUUUAAAAAGGUUUUCGAUUCAUAUUGCCAUAUAUAGUCAGUUUCUUGACAGUGUUUGCCAUCUUUCUCUAGUUCCUUUUCUCACAACCCACUCUGAGCUCCUUAAUGAUUCCCAUUGCUUUAAGAGCAUUUGGAAUAGGCUUAUCUUGCCGCAGAGGUGCAGGUAGAUUCAAGUCUAGGAUGGUAGUUACAGAUAUAACAGUAAUUUUUAAAAAUAAUUCCCACGCAGUGAUGUAAGUUUAAGUGAGUACCAUGUUUACAUAAAUUACUGUAAAAAAAAACAACUAAUUUUUUUAUAAAUCAGUCUUGCCAUUCCUCUGGUUAACUUGAACUGGUUUGCAUAAUGAUGGCAAGAAUGAAUUUAUUCCCAUUAGUAUUAAAAAUUUAUUUGUGUUAUAAUAAGUGGUUUGAUUCUUAUCCAAAGUACUGUUUUUCUAGAUUAGAAGCCUCUAACCUUUGCUUGUACUAUAAGUCUUCAUUUUAAUUUUCUCAAGUAAACUCACUCUGUUCCAUGUGGAGUAGUAAAAAGCCACAUCGUCCUUUUCUUUUUCUAAUGAAUGUUCUAAAACAUUAGGAAACAUCUGAGGAUUUCAAAUUCUUCUGAGACUUAUCUUCCAAUUUUUGUUGCUCUCUAUAAUUCUUUUAAACAUAUAUUGGGUCAUAUAUAUUUGUGUUGUGAAUGUUCAUUCUUACCGUUCAAAUUGCUUAUUCAUGUUAGAUGUGGAAAAAAUGGGAAAUGUUAGGAUAGUAAUAAACAAUUCUUUGCAAAAGGAGGAUACAUUUGUUCCCAUUUGGAAACAAUACAUGUCUUCUGAGUUCGGUUUACUUACCCGAACGAAGUGUGAAGUGUUCAGGCCGUGCUGCUACAAUGCAGUGAGUUCGAUUCUUAUUUGUGGUAGUAAGCUGCACAGCACACACAGUUGGGAUGAGUGACCUAGCCUUCUGGAGGGCACCUCUUCACUACUUACAUUGGAUAUUAGCACGUUUUAUAUAAUAUACCCUCGUAGUAAUGAAUAGUCUUCAUCUGUAAGGUUCCAGAAUAUUUGCCUACAUUAGCUCCAGCUUGCUUUAGAGCCCUUCUACUCAUAGUAAUAGCGAGUCCUUGAGAUUUUGGAGUGUUGCUUUUCUGAUUAAUCCGUGUCAUAGGACUUGGGAAAGAGGUCAAUGAGUCAGUCAUCUGCACGCAGCUCUGUCUGAGGCCGUGGUGGUAGAUGUCGUUUAAAUAGGAAUCUGUUGAAAACAGUGGAGUUUGCCAAGCAUUAUGGCUUCUUUGUGAAUUAUCAGUCUCACGUUUUGUAUUCUUUGCUUUCUAGUCUCUUUCACUGUUUUCAGUCUUCUUAUUAAUUGGUGCUUUCCCCAGGGACAGUCUUUUUACUUUGCAGUAAGUAGAUUUUCUUGCCCAGGACAAGCCAAAGUUGGAUGUUAUGAGUACUUUGAAACACCUGACCUAGUUACAUUCCAAAGGAUGUAAUUAACAGGAACAAUGAUAUCAAAACCUGGAAGAUAGCUGUACAGACUCUCCUGUUGUAUUGUGUAGGCAGACUAUGUUUUCCCUCAACUGGGAGGAACAACAACUUAAAAGGCAAAUAUUUCUACACGGUGUCCUCACAGAGGGUACGUAUGCAAAUAAAUUUCUUCUCGCACAUCUUUCCCAUUAUAUAAGAAAUACCUCCCAUCUUACCAUAGUUAAGAAAGGCCCACUAGCUCAAAAGAGUGGAAGCUUUUAAACAACAAAGUAGAAGUUACAAAGGCAGAGCAGUUAUGAAAAAAACAAAACUUUUCUAAUGCUUGCUUCUUUAAUGUCUACUCAGUAAGUCCUGUUGAAGAGGCUAGAAUUCACCAUCCAGUGAAGAGAGCGAUACGUACAGCAUCUCACGUGGCCAACAGCACAAUUUAAUAUACUGUGAAUCUUAGAAUCUGAAUUAAUCCAUAAUGCCAAAAGUGAAGUAUCUCAUGGGAAAAUAUUUCUGUGAAGUCACUUACCUUAAGUGACAGGUAGCAUACUGGGGAAUCUGCUCUAUUAAGUAACUAGUAAGUACUUUUGGGUCCCAGACAAUGCUUGGAAUUUGUAUAACAAAAGUGAUUUUAGGCAUAGUUUAGAUGUGGCUUUCUGUACUUGAGAGUCCGAAACCCACUUGGUUGGAGUCUGGAUAUUUGCUUUUUCAAAGCCUGCACUUUUCACUAGAGAUAUAAGAUCAAAAAGAAGGGGCCAGAAUUAACUGUACCAAGUGCGUUAGUGACAUAAUCAGUUAAUCCUGAAAGUCCUGUGCGGUAAUAACCGUAGAACUCACAGGAGCUGACUUGUUCUGAAUGCUUUGUGUGCCAGGCACAGUUUUAUGUGCCUCUUACUGAUCAACUCAUCUAAUCCUAUGACAAUCCCAUGAGGGUGGAUACUGUUGUUAUCUUCAUUUUAGAAAGGAGAAAGCAGACGCAGAGAGGUAGACCCUGCAGUUUCACACUAGAGUUGACACUCUUAAUAGACUAUGUUGCCUUUAAUAGAUAUACCACGGAUAGAUGAGGAAACCCACGAGCCCCGAGCCCGAGGUUGCACAGUGGAUAAAUUUGACAGCCAAGACUUACCAGCCUGAUUCCAAAGCCCAGACUAUCUCCAUUUCAUCAUGCUGUUUACUAAUAAAGAAUUGGGGGGUUUACUAAUAAAGAAUAGCGAGUAACAGUACUGCUUAUGGUGAACUGUUAAUUCAGUAAGAGGUUGGAAGAUUUCUUUGAAAGCUAAUGCAGUUGAUGUCUGAGUAGAUGUUGAAUGGUGAAUGUUUCCUGGAAACAUUGCCCACUGAUUCAGAGAGGUCACCUGUUUGAUAGGCCUCAUGGUGGAUGAAAGAAUGAGUUACUACCAGGGCAAAACCUGACAGCCAGCAUUCCAGUUACAUACUGCUGUGUACAGAGUACCUAAACCUUAGUCACUUAACACAACUGUUUUAUGCAUCUUGUGAUGUUGUGGACCAGAAAUUCAGGAGGGGCUCGUCUAGGCAAUGCUCCUGCUCCCUGUGGUGACCACUCAGGUCACUUGGUAGUAUUUAUUCAGCAGAUGGUGGGAGUGGUCUGGAGUGGCCAAGACAAUGUCACUCACAGGCCUUGGCAGGGAGGGCUAGCAGACUGGUGGGCUCGGCAGGCCUCCCCUCCCUUUCUGGCACAGAGUCUCAGGGACUCUGUGUGGUCUCUCCAUCAGGGCAGUCAGACUUACUAGCAGUGGCAGCUCAGGCCUGCACGAGGCUGGGUAGGAGGUGCCAGUCCUCUUAAAGGUCAGGCCCACAGGUGUCCUAGAGUCAGCGCCAUACACUGUUGGUCAGAGAAAUCACCGGUCAGCCCAGAUGCAAGGGGAGGGGAAAUACCUUACCAUUCGAUGGAAGAUGUGUCAGGAUUCGGGGGCCAUCUUUAAUCCGUUACAGGUAGUGUUCGGUGUUUUUAUUUGUCUUAACUUCUGUGUUCAUUCAUUUAAGUUCAUGGUUUGUGCCAUAGAAACCAUUUAUUAUAUCUGCUAUUGAAGGAGCUAGGAGGAGGAGACAAAUACCUGCAACAGAUCUCAUUAGUUACCGGCCCCCAAGCUUCAUUUAUCUUAGCCCCAAAUUUCCAUUUUUUUCUUUUGUUCCAAGUUGUGAGCAGUGGUCUCUUUUGUGUUUCUGCAAAGCCACAGGAACUGAACAUGCUGAGCCAGAAAUGCUCCAGAGGGAGUGAAAAACUGUUCUAAGAGAUUUAUCAGAGAUGUCAGCUGUAUUUUAAGUUUACAAAUAGGUGAAAAUUGCUGUGGUAUGGAAAAUUUAUAUAGGUAAUAAAUCUCUUUCCACGGGAGUUUCUGUUGAGUGCUCGAGGGAUCCGAGUGUCGAGAUAACGGGAAGUUUGGCCUCGGUCUCCUAGCCCGUCCUUACUCCCCCGCACCACCCCUGGCUCAGUUUUGUGCUGGAGAUGAGUGGGUUCAUCCCACUCUUACCACCUGUUGGAUGGGAAAAUCCAUUGCCCAAUUGGAUAUGUUGUUAAUCCUUUAAAAUUAGCGGUUGCUGCCAGCCUCUCAUCUAAAAUAACAGCUUAAAGUUUUAUGAUAUUUGGUUAAUUUGUCAGAUUCAGGAUGCUUUGUUAUAACUCCUCGUGGCUUAUCAUCAUUGGACUGUUACUGCCGUCGUGAGAGAAUAAAUUCUGCACUAAAAACGAUCAUCCCCAAAUCAGUACACUUUCUAAGAGAAGGAAGGUUUGGGAUUAUCCAUCCGUUCCACGUGCAGUGGAUUGCUGGAGAGUUAGCUGGGGGGGCUUCUUGCUGGUCACCUCCAGUUAUGUAGUAAAGAGAUCUCUGGCCUUAGGCCUCAGGAAUUGCAAAUACAGGAAUAAAAGGGGUACUCAGGGCUGAAGACUUCAUCUAGGGCUCUACAAAAUGCUGGGGAGAGAAAGAGACUUGGGCAUUCGUAGCUGGAUAACCAGGGAGUGAAUGCUUGAGGCAUUUAGGCAGCAAGAUGAAUUAGGUUUUGUCAGGUAAAGACGGGGGCAAAUUUUAAUGAAUAAACAUAAAGAAGCCUUCACAUAGUCUUUUUGAUCCACAUUUCCACUCUGGUGUACCUCAAAAUCUGCAAUUUGUGACAGAGAAAGCCUUUGAAAAUACAUUGCCAGGGAAUGAAAAAUCUUCUGAUAAUGUAUGGAGAUGUCUCUCGUUCUGGACUGGAUAGCUCCCUGGGCCCUCGUCUGGAUUCUCUGCCUCUUAAGUUUGAAAGCAUCUGGUGGUUGCACAAAAAUUCUGUACUGUGGUCUUGAAUUGCAAAAGAGAACAAAGUCAGAAGAAAGGGAACCUGUAGAUUGACAAAAUAUUUGUUCUUUCUUUUCAGCAUCACAAGUCUAAACCAUUUCAAGCCAGUCACAACAACCUGAGUGAGUAGAAAUUCCUUAAGGUUUAGAUUUCUGCCUGUAGCUACAUCUUAACGCAGAUGUUUAUGUCACAUUUGAAGAUGAUCUACUGAGUUUCCUAUAAGGUAACAGAACCCUAACUCUAGUGGUUCUUCAAGGACUACUGCAAAAACAGGAUGAGAACACAGGGAACAAAGCUUCAAGUGUUUCCUCUGAAAGCUGAGAUGCUAAAACAGGGGUCGCUUAAGAGUAUGACUGAAAUCCACCUCUAGAAUGGCUAUCAGUCAGAUAGCAGAGAGAUUUAGGAUUUAUAUGGUAUUUCUAAUAUUUUUACAAAAAUGAUUUUAAAUGAUGUAACUUGAAGUUUUAAAAAAAAAUGAGGCUGUUUUCUUUUUGGAAAACUAGCCCAAUAAAAACACUAAUAUAAUUCAGUUGUAUAUGCAUGUGCGUUGAACACAGAGUGGUAUACUAAAGAUCAUUCAUGCAAAUAACUUUUGUGGGAAGUUUGGCUAUUUUCUUAAUAUCUUUUUCAUAAAUGUAUGUUUAUAAAUAUAUUUACUCAUCCGCUAUGACCAUGGUAGCAUUAGAAGCAUUUUGUUAGUUGUAUCAUUGACUCUCAAAAUCUAAUUCUUGGCACAGUAGGCUAUGAGAGCUUUUUGUUGUCUUGUUUGUAUUUUGGCUAAAGAAGUUAUUUCUUGCACUUUCUAUUUAUAAAGAUGUUAUUACACAUUGCACCCACUUCGUGCAGCUGUUCUUCAGAGACAAAAGAUGCAGGCGUUAAAGUGAAAUGUCUCUUUAAAAGCCUGGUGAAAGGAGGGGGCCUCAAAAUAACCAACCUGGCUUGCAUCUACCUGAGAAGAGCUAGGGUACAGUACAAAACUUAGAUUGAAAGUAGCUGUUGGGAGAGGCGUGCUGUUGCGGCAGUUGCAAUGCUGUUGUGAGUUGCCAGCUGUGUGUAUGUGAUUUUAUGUGUGCAUGUGAGAAAAAGGUGUCUGAUGAAGGCGGAUAAGCCAACGUAGAAUAUUCUACCUCCCGUGAAAGACUGAGCAUAUUCCAAGGUUGCCCUGUAGCCCCAUGGGCAGGAGGCUGGAUGCCUCAGCCACCGUGCACCCCAUUCUCUUCUGUACUCGCUUCAGCUCCUCUACCUCUGAGCACUUGGCUGAAGAAAGAGUGUAGCUUUCUGUAGCAAGGAAAAUAUAGAGGCUGCAGUAUCUAGUUCUCCUUGUCACGUUUGGAUGUUAAUGUUUGGCUCUGCUGCCCAAAUCAGUGUCAGAACACUUGGGUGUGGUGCCUUCGUCCACUGGCUUCUAUUUGGCAAGAGUCACCAGUAGAAGGGGAGUCUUUCUGUUGUUUUCUAAAGACGCACCCAACUUCUAAUGACGAUGUGAAAAAGUCGUUGGAAUCCUGAGUUGUUUUCUUCUUCCUGUUGCCAUUUGCAGUCCAUUUUAGGGAACUGGGAUAUUAACCAUAUUUUCCUGAUAAUGAGCCUUCUGCCAGCAUCUUGACGUGAGGGUGUGCAUGACACGGAUUUCUGGAUGACCUGUUUUGCUUUUCAUCACUCCAAAGACGGAUAUUCCUGUUCUUAAUGCCGAUACUGUUAUAAUAGUCAAGAUGGCCUCACUUGAAUGUCGUGGGUGCCAAGAAAUGUCGUUUGAAUAGGAAAAUGCCACUAGGCAGGCCUCCUAAUCUUUACAGCCACGUGUAGCUGUCACCUGACUGGCUGUUUGGGGAACGAGUACACUGAGCCAAGUCUACCAUUUGAACACUUGUUACCGCUGGGGAAGGACUGUUGGCCCCUUGAUAGGUACCCGGGGAAGCUUUCCACCUUUUCGUUCGAAGGCACUGGCUGGUUGUAACAUCUAAACAGGGAUUCUCUGGUUAGGUGUGAAAAUGAGAGUGAUCCGUUUUUCAGAUUUGUCAAGGUUGGCAUCUCUGUUCCAGGUACUAGCUGGUGACUAGGUAGGGCAAGUGAUGAUACCGACAGGGUGGAAUUCCAAACAAUGAGACAAGCAUUACUCAUGGGUGACAACUGAUACCGAUAGUAACCUUUCCCUGAAUACACUAUGAAUCCUGGAGGGGGAUGAGGGAGUACAGUCAGUGUGAAUCUAUUCACCACAGCUGUUUCUUUCUAACAGUAGAAUAACUGUCAGCCUACAAGCCAUGUUAAUAUCCUAGACUCAGGAAUGAAUUCCUGCUUAGGAAAAUUCUUCCCUCUGGCUUAUCUUUUGUUUAUGCCGAGUCUUGUCCUAGGCCUGUCCCCAGCUGUUUUGCUGUACCACAUACGUAAGGAGCAGUCUUACCUAAAUCAGUAAUUCACUGUUAGCAUGUGGCCUCUUACAGCUAAAGUGGUUUACAUAGAAACAAACAAAAAAGUGAGAAAUGCCUAGGGAAUUCCUUUGAGGCAGGUGAAAUCUGUGAAUCUGGGAGCAAGCAUGGGGGCUUACCUUUCCUUCCUCUGCUGGGUGAACACUGGCCUUCAUGCUUUCUAUUUCAGAGCCAGUUGGCCUAGGCCAGUAGACUCCAUCUUGACUGCACACUAUAAACAUCUGGGGCAUUGAAAAAAUCACUGACGUUCACGUUUAAUUGGUCUGCUGUGGAACCUGGGUUUGAAAAGCUCCCCCGAUGAUUCUAAUGGGCAGCCAAGGUUGAGACUCACUGUCUAGGGACCCGGGGGUCUUUGGCAGGGUAACCUUAAUAUGUUUCUGUCUUUCUCAUAGGAUCCCUUUAUUGAUA
Messenger RNA from Rhinolophus ferrumequinum (greater horseshoe bat), 13835 nucleotides. It is a transcript of the gene ZBTB37, whose product is annotated as zinc finger and BTB domain containing 37. Gene Ontology annotation, biological process: regulation of transcription by RNA polymerase II. NCBI's taxonomy places the organism in Eukaryota, Metazoa, Chordata, Mammalia, Chiroptera, Rhinolophidae. The transcript is spliced from 4 exons. The coding region runs from base 398 to 1909 and encodes 503 amino acids. Gene Ontology annotation, molecular function: protein binding; DNA-binding transcription factor activity, RNA polymerase II-specific; RNA polymerase II cis-regulatory region sequence-specific DNA binding. The record is from RefSeq and is a predicted model, not a curated record.